Molecule: messenger RNA, 708 nt
Organism: Mucor mucedo
Lineage: Eukaryota; Fungi; Mucoromycota; Mucoromycetes; Mucorales; Mucoraceae
Exons: 2
Coding region: 1-708 (235 amino acids)
Cellular component (GO): RNA polymerase II transcription regulator complex
Molecular function (GO): DNA-binding transcription activator activity, RNA polymerase II-specific; transcription cis-regulatory region binding
Source: RefSeq, a predicted model, not a curated record
AUGCAACCACCGCAACAUGAACAAGAAUUAUCUGCUUCACCACCAGCGCAGGCGCUCGAUUAUGAUCAUCCUAGAUUUCAUAAAGGUGGGAACCGGGCUGUGAUUCCAUCUAAAAGAGCAGCGCAGAAUCGAGCAGCACAGAAAGCGUUUCGUCAGAGAAGAGAGCAAUACAUUAAGGAUUUGGAGAUAAAAGCCAAAGAGAUGGAGGAUUGGCAGAAUGAAUUGGAUAGAUUGCGGAAGGAAAAUGGGGACUUACGCGACCGAGUCUCGACAUUGGAACAUCAAGUAACAGUAUUGACAGGUGGUGAUCCAAGCAAAAUACCACCUGAGCCUAUCCGCAAACCACCGCCCACUGUUGAUAUAGUAACAAAUGAUCCAGAACCAGAACCAGCUGUCGAUAAAACGCAACAGCACCAACAACAGCAGCAGCAGCAGCAUCCGGGUGUACCGAGCGACUAUUGGGGUAAUAACAACAUGCAAGUGGGUGAUUUUGAUUUGGAUUUCGAUUUUGAUCCGUUUUUCGAGGAUGAAUUUGGCCCGACACUUACCAGUAACAAUGAUUUCCUGCCGAAUGCAAAUAGCGGGCAGGUAUUGGAUGAUCUAUUUGCAAUGUUACAGACAAGACAAAGACCUCAAAUUCCAAUCGUGCCAGGCGAUGAUAACUCGGAUUUUCCUAAUAAUAAUAAUAAUAGUAAUAAUUUAUUGUAG